AUGGCACCCAAAGUUCUCGUCGUCCUCACCUCCCACGACAAGCUCGGCGAGACCGGUCACCCCACCGGCUGGUAUCUGCCCGAGUUCGCCCACCCCCACGAAGUCCUCCACGACAAGGUCUCCCUGACCGUCGCCUCACCAAAUGGCGGCGAAGCACCCCUUGACCCAUCUUCCGUAAAGGCGUCCGAGUCAGACGAGGUCUCACAGAAGUUCUUGAAAGAGCAGACAGCUCUCUGGAAGAACACCCACAAGCUGGCAGAUGUGCUUCCGCGCGCCGGCGAGUUCGAUGCUCUUUUCUACGUUGGCGGUCACGGACCAAUGUUCGACCUUACCACCGACCCCAACUCCCUGGCUCUGAUCCAGGCCUUUGCCGUAGCCAAAAAGCCCGUCGCGGCCGUCUGCCACGGUCCCUGCGUUCUGAUCAAUGCAACAGCGCCCUCCGGCGUACCGCUCAUCUCCGGUGUUAGCGUGACCGGGUUCUCGAAUGCCGAGGAAGAUGCCGUCAAAUUGUCUGCUGCGAUGCCGUUUAUGCUCGAGACGGAGCUGGGCCGUGUUUCUGGUGGGAACUAUAUUAAGGCCGCGGAGCCUUGGGGAGAGAAUGUGGUUGUUGGGAAGGCGGCUGAGACCGGGUCGGCGAUUAUUACAGGGCAGAAUCCUGGUUCUGCGACGGGUGUUGGAAAGGCGAUUUUGAAGGAGCUGGGUCUGUAG
Molecule: messenger RNA, 708 nt
Organism: Penicillium digitatum Pd1
Lineage: Eukaryota; Fungi; Ascomycota; Eurotiomycetes; Eurotiales; Aspergillaceae
Product: ThiJ/PfpI family protein
Cellular component (GO): cytoplasm
Molecular function (GO): glyoxalase III activity
Source: RefSeq, a predicted model, not a curated record